Molecule: messenger RNA, 1388 nt
Organism: Hemibagrus wyckioides
Lineage: Eukaryota; Metazoa; Chordata; Actinopteri; Siluriformes; Bagridae
Gene: myg1
Product: myg1 exonuclease
Exons: 7
Coding region: 248-1234 (328 amino acids)
Cellular component (GO): cytoplasm; nucleus
Source: RefSeq, a predicted model, not a curated record
ACAAGAAGAAGAAGAGGACGACGAAGAAGACGACGACGAAGAAGCCUCCUACUACUACUACUACUACUACUAGCUUUGGGAUCUAGGGCUGAAUUGUUUUCAUAUACUUUCUCACAUCUCUUCGUUUUUGAAGGCGUAGUUCGUUAGUACUAUCAAAAUCCAGUUUAGACGGCUGCAAAAGGAAUCUCACAUCCUUAAAAUUCAGGGGCUACAUAUAGAUUCAAGCAAAAACGUUGCUUAAUAAAAAAUGUCUUCUGCUAAAAUUGGCACACACAACGGUACUUUUCACUGUGAUGAAGUUUUGGCAUGCUAUCUUCUACGUCAGCUACCAGAGUACAAGGAUGCUGAAAUAAUUCGGACUCGUGAUCCUGUAGAGCUGGCCAGGUGUGAUAUUGUGGUCGACGUUGGCGGAGUCUAUGAUCACAAACAAUACCGUUACGACCAUCAUCAAAGGUCCUUUGAAGAGACUUUCAACAGCUUAUGCCCGGAGAAGCCAUGGGUAACCAGGUUGAGCUCAGCAGGUUUGGUCUAUCUUCACUUUGGGCGUCGAAUACUUUCUCAUCUUACACACUUGGCUCAGGGAACCACCCAGUUGGAGAUCCUCUAUGAUAAGAUGUAUGAGAACUUUGUGGAGGAAGUUGAUGCUGUGGAUAAUGGAAUUUCUCAGUAUGAUGGAGAGGCACGUUAUACUGUUAGCACAACUCUUAGUACUCGUGUCAGUCAUCUUAACCCAUGGUGGAACAGUGAUUGCCAGGACACAGAGGAGGGUUUUAACAAAGCUAUUGCCCUGGUGGGAGCGGAAUUCUUAGACCGGUUGCAGUACUAUCAAAAUGCAUGGCUCCCAGCACGAGUGAUGGUGGAGAGUGCAAUUAAGACAAGGCAUCAGGUGGAUGCAAGUGGAGAGAUAGUUUUGCUGGCGCAAGGUGGAUGCCCGUGGAAAGAACAUCUCUUCUUGUUGGAAAAAGAACUUGUACUGGAUAUCACAAUAAAGUUUGUGCUCUACCCAGACCAAAAUGGGCAGUGGAGAGUCCAGUGUGUGCCAGCAGGACUUAACACCUUCCAUAACAGGCUGUCACUGCUGGAGGACUGGUGUGGGCUUAGGGACAAUGCCUUGUCUGAAUUCAGUGGAAUCCCUGAUUGUGUCUUUGUUCAUGCCAAUGGCUUCAUUGGGGGAAACAAAACCAAGGAGGGAGUUCUUGAGAUGGCUAGAAGAACCUUGCAAGCUUCUUACUGACCAGGGAACAAAGCAAAUGGUUGCUAGAGCACAUUUUUUUAGUGCUUAUUCUCACCUCUGUUAGUUUAACCUUAACUUUUCUAAUAAUUAAAUGUAGUCUCAAUUUGCAUGUCUAUUCAAAUACACUCUCAAAAAUAAAAUUAAAAUCUUGAAA